AUGCCUCCUCUUAACCUCCUCCCGGCUGUUCUAUUCCUGGCGCCGAGACCGAGCCCGACCCUGGCGCCGAGACCGAGCCCGACCCUGGCGCCGAGACCGAGCCCGACCCUGGCGCCGAGACCGAGCCCGACCCUGGCGCCGAGACCGAGCCCGACCCUGGCGCCGAGACCGAGCCCGACCCUGGCGCGAGACCGAGCCCGACCCUGGGCGCCGAGACCGAGCCCGACCCUGGCGCCGACGGACCGAGCCCGACCCUGGCGCCGAGACCGAGCCCGACCUGGCGCCGAGACCGAGCCGACCCUGGCGCCGAGACCGAGCCCGACCUGGCGCCGAGACCGAGCCCGACCUGGCGCCGAGACCGAGCCCGAACCCUGGGCGCCAGAGGACCGAGCCCGACCUGGCGCCGAGACCGAGCCCGACCCUGGCGCCGAGACCGAGCCCGACCCUGGCGCCGAGACCGAGCCCGACCCUGGCGCCGAGACCGAGCCCGACCCUGGCGCCGAGACCGAGCCCGACCCUGGCGCCGAGACCGAGCCCGACCCUGGCGCCGAGACUGACACCUAG
This is a messenger RNA of Procambarus clarkii (red swamp crayfish), 564 nucleotides long. The record is from RefSeq and is a predicted model, not a curated record. NCBI's taxonomy places the organism in Eukaryota, Metazoa, Arthropoda, Malacostraca, Decapoda, Cambaridae.